This is a messenger RNA of Mangifera indica (mango), 1619 nucleotides long. Its product is annotated as UDP-glycosyltransferase 83A1-like. The coding region runs from base 47 to 1426 and encodes 459 amino acids. The record is from RefSeq and is a predicted model, not a curated record. Lineage: Eukaryota; Viridiplantae; Streptophyta; Magnoliopsida; Sapindales; Anacardiaceae. Gene Ontology annotation, molecular function: UDP-glycosyltransferase activity. The transcript has 2 exons.
AUUCGGAAACAUAUCGUAUAGUUCAGAGUAAGAGAAGCUCUUUGAAAUGGCGAGGCAAGCACAUUUACUGCUUAUUCCAUAUCCAGCACAAGGCCAUGUUCCACCUCUUCUGAAAUUGGCACAAAAGAUUGCUGAACGUGGAAUCAAGGUCACUUUUGUUAACACAGAGUUCAUCGAGGCCAAAAUCAUGGCUACUAUGCCGGAAAACGUUGAGAAGGGGAGCCUGAUAAGGUUUGUUUCGAUUCCAGAUGGAAUCGAACACGGUGAUGAUCGAAAUGACCCGUUUAAGACUAAAGAUUGUAUGUAUAGAGUCAUGCCAGGCCAUUUGAAGGAGCUGAUUGAGAAGAUUAACCAAUCUGAUCAAUGUGAGCCCAUCACUUGUGUUGUUGCUGAUAUUUGUCUCGGAUGGGCUCUGGAAAUCGCCCACGAGAUGGGAAUUCCAAGAGCUGCCCUUGUUCCUUAUGGACCGCCAACCUUGGCCAUCUCAUAUCAUGUUAAAAAGUUUUUUGAUGCCGGAAUUAUAGAUAACGAUGGAUAUGCAAUGCCGACGACUGAUGAGUUUAUAUGGAUAUCCGAGGGAACUCUUCCCUGGAAAAGAAAUAAAUACAACUGGAGUUGCCCAAAUGAACCAAAAAUACAAAAGGUUUUCCUGGAAAUUACUUGUGCUGUCUUCGAAACAGUCAGGAUUUCCAACUGGGUUCUUUCCAACUCGAUCUAUGAACUUGACUCAUCGAAUUGUGAUUUGGUUCCGAAAAUCUUACCCAUUGGGCCAUUACUUGCAAGCAAUCAUUCAGGAAAUUUGGCUGGAAGCUUAAUGCUCGAGGACUCAACCUGUUUACGGUGGCUUGACUCUCAAGCAAUAGGUUCAGUCAUCUAUGUUGCAUUGGGCAGCACAACAACCUUGAGUCGACAACAAUUUGAGGAACUGGCACUUGGUCUAGAAUCCUCAGGCCAGCCAUUUCUCUGGGUUGUUCGAUCAAACCUUGUGAAUGAAUCGCUGGCCAGAUUCCCAGAUGGUUUUAGAGAAAAACUUGCCGAUCGGGGGAAAAUCGUUGAAUGGGCAGCUCAAGAAAAGGUGUUAGCUCAUCCUUCAGUUGCUUGUUUCUUAAGUCAUUGUGGAUGGAAUUCGACUAUGGAAGGAUUAAGCAUGGGAGUACCAUUUCUGUGUUGGCCUUACUUCGCAGAUCAAUAUCAAAAUAGAAGAUUCAUUUGUGAAGUUUGGAAGAUUGGUUUAGAUUUAACCUCAGAUGAAAAUGGCAUUAUCUCUAGGCAAGAAAUACAAAGAAAGGUGAGAAAACUUAUCAAUGACGAUGCUAUCAAAUCAAAUUCAUUGAAGAUCAAGGAAAUGGCUGGAAAAAGUCUUCUUGAAGGUGGCUCUUCGUUCAUAAAUUUUGAGAGAUUUAUUGAUCAAGUGAAGUCUAAUUAAUGAUUUUGUUCAGUAAUCUUUAACGAUGCUGAGUAUUAUUGUGGAUCUUGCAUUUUAAUAGUGAGAAUAACUGACUAAUGUCAAAUAAAAUAGUUUAUUUUAAAACUUAUUAAGUUUAUGAGAUACUUGUUCAAAUUAUUUGUACUCUUGAAUGUAAAUAUGACAGAAGCAAUCGUUCGAGGUGUGCUUCCUA